GAUCGCCGGAGGAGAAGUUUCUGCGCCGCAGAGAUAGACGGCCACCGUCGCCAAGCGGUCUAAAAAAUGAGGGCCGCCAACUCCGCUAGGGCUUUCUUAUUUUUACAAAUUAUUCUCUCCUCGUUUGCGAAGACCCCGACUGUGAGGCUUUCCGUUCCCGAGGGUCAUUACAUCAUCCUGAUCUGCCCUGGCCGCGAGCCCACAGACUCCGCCCCCCUGGAGUGGAGGGACGGGGACGGACGGGUCCUGGCCACCUGGCAGGGGCACACGGCAGCCAGCGCUAAAGCGGGCAGGUACAGCCUCCUGACGGACGGGUCCCUCUUCAUCAGAGACCUUCAGCCGGGGGAUUCCGGAGAGUUCCGCUGCGGCGACCAGGUGGCGGCCGACGUGCAGGUCCUGACAGGUGAAGAGUACGCGGUCAGCGCCGGCAGAACCGUGCUGAUCCCCUGCAAAGUCACCGACAAACAGAAACAGAAGUGGACGUUCCGGAAGGGCAAGCGUUCGGAACGCCGGACCGUCUUCGUCAGGUUUCGGAACGGAACGCUGAGGAAGGAGGCCGAAGACCCGCGGAACCGCCUCUCGCAGACGAAGGACAACGCGCUCCGCAUAUCCGACCUCCGGCCCAGCGACGCGGGGGAGUACUGGUGCAACGGCAAAAAGGCGGCCGUUUUAACCGUGAGGACAGAGAAUCCAGAUUACACAAAUCGAACUGCAUUUACAACUGAGGAGACUGACACAGAGACAGACGUGCCUGAAAAUGACGAUUCGGACCAUGACAGCGUAUCGACGGCUGUCCUCAUUGGCUUGGGCGUCCUCAUUCUUCUGGCCGGCUUGUUGAUCUUUCUGGUGAUGAACAGGAAGAGGAACAGGAAAGGAGACAGACGGGGAAUCGACCAGCUUGACUCCAUGGGACCGGCUGAUGGGGCCAGACAUCCUGUUACCAUGGCUACUGAAGAACCACAGAACAAAACACAGGGAGACCCCACGAUCGAAGCAGGCGACAUUCAUUACGCUUCUCUGGGCCGUCAGAACUGGAGAGAGAGGCCGUACACUCAGGGCGAGAGACACCAUGUGAUCUACUCCACUGUGGCUGGAGGGCCAGUUUAGUCACAGGAGGACAGCACUACGUCCUCACAAAACAAAAACAACAUCCUAACAAAACGAUAACAACGUCCUCAAUGCACUGGAGUAAACUAUUCCUCUGACUGCACUGGUCAUGUAAUGGAGUAUUUCAAAGUAAUGUAACUUUUUAGAUGAUGGUAGAAUUGUAUAACUCUUAUUCAGAAUUUUCAGUGAAGCAUGUUACUUAAGUGUUUCAAAAUAAGCAUUUGACCUAAGACUAUUUCAUUUUCAUACAAUUUUAAGUAAGUGUCACCUGUAAGAUGUACGAAUUGUGGAGGUGAAGUUCGGCUCAUUAUACUAUUUAUAAAAUCAAAGGUCUUAAAUGUCAUAUAGAAUGAAAAGCAGUACUGGAUCUACAUAGCUGUAAUGACAUUAAAUACAUGACCUUAAUUGAAAUAUUCCUGUUUUGUUUCUGUAUUUUACAUGGAUAUUAAUGUAUUAGCUGUCCAUCAAUUUAUUGAAAUGCUUUUAUUUAUUGAAAAGUCAAUGCUAUUUGAUCACCCAAACAUUUCAGCUUAAUCCAAUUGUUUGCACCUUUUACACAUUGUAAAUACAUUUGUAAUUAAGGACAAUAAUAUUGCCAUUAUAAAUAACACAUUCAUGAGAUAGUUCAGUUUGAUUUCUCCUGGAGGAACAGUUUCAUUAUGUUUCCUUCUGUGAAAAGAAUGCAUGCAUUAUUACAGGCACAUUAUUAAUCUUAUUGUCAUGAUGCCCUCAAGCGACCACUAGAGGGCGCCCACUACCGUUUCCGAGUUGUCCUGUCUCAUUGUGUCCUCCUCUGAUUAGUUCUCGUUAUUGCAUUGUAUUACGUAUGGGCUUUUGGUUGUUGCACGUGUACAGCGUAGUUCUGUUCAGGUGUAAGACAAAGCAUUUCAUUCAAGAUGCACUAAUCAUGGAGGUGAAGCUGUGCUCAUUAUGCAGUUCAAAGGUUAGAAAUAUAAUACAGAAUAAAAAGCAAUAUUCGAUCUACAGUGUAAUUACAUUGGUUUGUAGCCAGAGGAACACACUUUAAUUGAAAUAUUCCUGUUUUGUUUGUGUAUAUUCAUGAAUAUUAAUGUAUUAGCUGCCCAUCAAUUAUACAGUCUUUCAGUACAA
This is a messenger RNA of Anguilla rostrata (American eel), 2217 nucleotides long. RefSeq names its product CXADR-like membrane protein. Gene Ontology annotation, cellular component: external side of plasma membrane; membrane raft. Gene Ontology annotation, biological process: T cell activation; interleukin-15-mediated signaling pathway; positive regulation of ERK1 and ERK2 cascade. The record is from RefSeq and is a predicted model, not a curated record. The transcript is spliced from 9 exons. Lineage: Eukaryota; Metazoa; Chordata; Actinopteri; Anguilliformes; Anguillidae. Bases 67 to 1107 code for a protein of 346 amino acids. Gene Ontology annotation, molecular function: MHC class II protein binding; protein tyrosine kinase binding.